GUUAAUAAUAGUCUGCAUUUAUUCAUUUAAAUAUUUUGAAUUAUUUUGGAUUCAUUUAAUAUUUUGAUUUCAUAUAUCAUAAGUUCACUAUGGAGACAAAUUAUCCUACUGAGAUUUCUUUAAAUUUUGCAGAAUUUCCUAAAGAUUCUCGCAAUAGUAUAAAAUUUAUAGUGGAUAUCUUAUUUUCGAAUAUCUACCCGUUGUUACAAAGAAUUAGUGAUAAUUUACAUAACAAUGUUAAAGAAGGCUUUACGGACGAAAAUUAUGUUGCAAUACGAAAUAUUUACACUUUGUGUUCGGACCAAAUAAGAAAAUGUUAUUUAUCAAUGUUAGAAAUUAUCAAAUCAGAAUAUAACAAUGGUGUUUAUUUACAGGAGAGUCGUCGAUGUAUAUGUGAAAGAUUGUCUUGGUGCUAUCAGAAAUUAUUGUCAAUUGAGCAACUUCUCGAGGAAACAUUAGUGGACGAAGUGGAUUCAUUCAAUAAUUCUAUUCUCAUUCCAACUAUGUAUUUUGUCAACUGGAUUGAUCAAACAUUUGAAGUUCUCAAUAAAUUAUCUGGUGUCAUUUAUAGAGAUAGUUUUAAAAAAAAUGAAGAAUUACACACAGGAUGGAAACGAGAAUUAUUGGAAUGCAUUCAAGGAUUACAUACUUCUAUAGAUGAAUUGUUGCUAUCUUCUAUGACUCUAAGUAAAUAUUGUUUAUCAGAUGAUCAACAUAUUGUUAAAGCGCGUUGUCAAGUGGUGCUGAGAGAAACGAAAUCACUGUUAAGUGAAUUGAUUGAUGGAAAUCUAGAAGAAGUACAACCUACUAUAUUUAACCUGAAAUUACCAAUAAUGCCUUCAAAUGUGAAUUUACUAAUAGAUGUUCUAAAAGAUGUAUUGUAUGCCUUAGAAACUAAUACGAACACAGCUUUAUUAGCAUUAGUAGUUCAUUGCUUUAGUCAAAGUAUGACACAGGCAGAUAUGUUAAGAUGUCACUUUGAAAAAAGUCCUAGAGGAGAGUGCUCUUGCCAGGGUGAUGGUGAAGAUGUUGACGAAAAUUGUAGUUUCAUAAAAGAAUUUGAUUUGCACAAUGAAAGAUUACUGCAGAUUGGGUCAUUUGCAAUGUCUUGUUCGUCAGAUCAAAAAAGAGUAUUAUGUCUACGUAGUGGUUUAGCAAGCCUAGAAGCAUUGGACCCACAUCUAGUACCAGCUAUUAUGCUUUCUCCAUGCAGUCAUCACUCCUCAAUACUGGUUGAUAUUUGGAAUCAGGAAGUAAUGCAGAUCAGGGAUAGUGUGUUUUUAAUAGUGGAUCCUGCUGCUUUUGCUGAUAAAGCAAGACAAAUGAUGCAUCAAAAAUUACUAGAAAUAACAAAAGGAGGUAGCAACAAUAAUAGUAAAACUUGCGCUGUUAUUAACAUUGGUUCAAUUGUUUAUGAAUUUUUUAAUGUAUAUGAAAAAUUUGAACCCGACGCAUUGACCUGCCAAGAACAACUUUCAAGUCUUUUAAUGGAUUUGAACAAGGUUCAAAAAGAGUGUAAAGUAGUAAGCAAUCUACUAAGCUCAGCAGAUGACCAUUUAUAUGAUAUUAAGGCAAUUCCUAAAAAUAAUGCCAUAUCUGUAGACCAACUUAUAAAGCGACUCAAACUUUUAUACACAUUGGUGAAAAGAAUAACAAAUUUAUUAAAUCCAAAAGAAAAUGAUGAAGAGUUCUACGAGGAGCCAUUAGAAAAUAAGAAUGUCACACAAACAAUCAAUUUUAUAAAUGGUAACACUUAUGUCAAUUCACCUAAAAAACAAACAAAUAUCACCAGAAGUAUGUUCGCUCGAAGUAAUAUAAGAUCAUCAACUGGCAAGUUCCCUUUAGCAGUUCUAACCAAGCAUUUAAAAUCAAGAAAUUCGAAGGACUUAAGUUUUUCAAUACAAUUUGAUGAAUUAUGCAAUUUAUCAGAGAUUAAAAUGAAAAAUCGUGAGAUGUCUAUACUGUAUUCACCCUUCAAACCCAGGGCCUCUUUAAGAAAGGCUGUUUUAAGUAAACUCUGUGCGGUGCCAUUUGAUAAAGAAAUUAUACUAGAAGGUAAAGUAAAGUUAGAUCCGAGUUUUAUGUCAGACAAAGAUAGUUUUAUGGAUGACAAUACAAGUUUACAGAUAACAGAUGUCCUGAAUCAGAUCAACGAUCUAACGAACAUGUCCACUAAUAGAAGGCGGCCAUUUAAUUCAACGGUUUUACUCGAAAAACCAUUGAGAAAUUCUAAUGAAACCCGAGAUAACGUUUUGAAACUAGCCGUUAAUAACGAAUCGACGUUUAAACGUAUUUGGAACAUAAGUAUUAAUAAUAGUGCCAGUAAGCAAGAUGAAUCUGCUUGUACAUCGAAUUUGACGCAACCGUCAGAUGUGAAUACGUUGGAAAGGUUAAAUGAUUUAGACCUUGUGGAAAGUAAACUAAGUGGUUUAAAAUUUGGCCAUUUUGAAACUAGUUUGUAGGCAAAUUAAUAUUUAAUGAAUAAUGUAUUUUUUUUCUUAGAGAUUCUUUUAUAUAUCUAAUAAGUUUUGAUCAAUUUUAUUUUAUUAUGUUAAUUCAAAUGAUUUUCACUCGAUUUGAGAUAGUUUUCUAUUCCGUCCAAUUUUAGCGUAAGUUUGUGUUUACAAAAUGAAAUAUGUAUAUAAAAUAUAUUAUAAAUUUUAUGGUUGUGGAUUUACUCAAUAAAAUAGUUAAAAAUCAAAAGUUUUAUUUUGAA
This is a messenger RNA of Vanessa tameamea, 2716 nucleotides long. RefSeq names its product serendipity locus protein alpha. The coding region runs from base 90 to 2462 and encodes 790 amino acids. The record is from RefSeq and is a predicted model, not a curated record. The transcript has 9 exons. Gene Ontology annotation, molecular function: actin filament binding; beta-catenin binding. Gene Ontology annotation, biological process: cell migration; cell-cell adhesion; cellularization. Lineage: Eukaryota; Metazoa; Arthropoda; Insecta; Lepidoptera; Nymphalidae. Gene Ontology annotation, cellular component: cytoplasm; membrane; adherens junction.